Messenger RNA from Oppiella nova, 870 nucleotides. The record is from the annotation of a GenBank genome assembly. Lineage: Eukaryota; Metazoa; Arthropoda; Arachnida; Sarcoptiformes; Oppiidae.
AUGUGUGAACUCUAUUUGAUUGACAGUAUCAUUGAGUUGUGCGUUGAGAGCGAGAAAGGGAUCACCGAAAAGAUGUUGAAGAUUGCGAUGAAUGGCGUGAAUCCUCUGCUCAGAGCGGAUGCCGUCAACCAAUUGUUGGCUCAAAACAAGAUCGAGAUCUGCAAACAAGGAUCACAACUGCUCUUCAGGAUCAAAGACAACAACACCACUAAAGGCUUGUUUAUGAUUUCGUCAAGAGCCUCCAAUAAAGGCAUUUGGAUCAGAGAUAUCAGGUUUCAGUCAAACUUAUCGCAAACACAACUCAAUAAAGUGCUGAAGAAUAUGGAGACCAAGAAAAUGAUUAAAUCCGUCAAAUCGGUGACCGCUUCCAAGAAGAAGGUAUAUAUGCUGUACGACAUCGAGCCGGACAGGUCUGUGACGGGCGGCUCGUGGUAUAGCGGAUCCGAUUACGAGUCCGAGUUCAUCGAAGUCUUGGCUCAACAGUGUCUGCGGUUUCUCUGGGAAAAGUCAAAUAAAGUGAAAGAAAGCGAAAAGAAUCCGAUUUUGCGUCAAAACAAGUCAUUCGUCACCUCAACAGAAGUCCUUCAUUUCAUUAAAGAUCUCGGAAUCAGUAAAGUAGAGCUCAGUGUCGAUGACAUCGAAAGCAUUCUAAACACUCUUGUCUUUGAUGGCAAAGUCGAUAAACACGUGUCGGUCGACAACACCAGUAAAGACACGAACAAAUUAUAUCGUUAUAUCGAAACUCUCGGAAAAGAUACCGGUUUUAUGCGAAUGCCGUGCAGUGUGUGUCCCGUCUAUAAGGACUGUCACAUCGAUGGACUCAUAUCUCCACUGAAGUGUCUUUACCUUAAAGAAUGGUUCGAAACGUGA